This is a messenger RNA of Megalobrama amblycephala (Wuchang bream), 1981 nucleotides long. RefSeq names its product SIX homeobox 6b (gene six6b). The coding region runs from base 787 to 1524 and encodes 245 amino acids. Gene Ontology annotation, cellular component: nucleus; transcription regulator complex. The transcript has 2 exons. Gene Ontology annotation, molecular function: DNA-binding transcription factor activity, RNA polymerase II-specific; RNA polymerase II cis-regulatory region sequence-specific DNA binding. Gene Ontology annotation, biological process: regulation of transcription by RNA polymerase II; eye development. The record is from RefSeq and is a predicted model, not a curated record. NCBI's taxonomy places the organism in Eukaryota, Metazoa, Chordata, Actinopteri, Cypriniformes, Xenocyprididae.
AAUUUGUUUCCUUUUUUGUGUCAGUGGUCGUUAUUCUUCACAAGCGAGACUCCGGAGCUGACGAAUGACUUCUUCACUGAAAAUCCACACAACACACGGAUGAUCUUAUUUAAUGUCAUUUGUCAUUUUAAUCCGAGCCAUUCUCUUGUCUGUGUAAACAUUUGGAAUGAUAAAAAGCCAGUCACGUCCUCUCCUGUGUUUAUAUAAAAAGGCAGACGAGUGACCGCGUAAAAUAUUAGCCUACAUUUCGUUUUAAAUGAGACAACAGUGUACUUUCUAUAAAAUGUUCAAAAAGUUACUUAAAAUGUGCGUAAAACACGCAGUGGAGCACUCGCGGGGCUUCAGUAAAAGCAGAGGUCGCUGAUGUUUACAUUCUAAAAGGCGCUGUCGAGGUCUGGGAGGUGCUGAAAUCUACUCAAGCUCCGUUCCGCGUGAUUGGCACACUUGACAGUGAUUGACAGGCGUCCGUGGAAACCACGCAACCAAUCUGCCAAGUCCAAUAGAAAAUCAGAAGAGGGCAUCGCGUCUUUUCCCUCCUCAAAAAAAAAAAAAAAAAAAAAAUCUUCAUUCUUGUGCUAUAAUCUCGUGCCCUCGAACUCUCCAACGGAGGCAGCCUCAGACCCACAGAGCGACAUCUCUAUUUCUCUGCAUCGUCAAACGCUCAUCAGCUGACUCUGGAAUUGCCUUUUCGCCUGGAUUCGACUGGAGGAGAGAGAGAAAAGCUACAUAAAGCAGGAAGCUUUGCUGGAGGUAGCAAGGACUCCGAGGGGGGGAACAGAAGCCUUCAUGUUUCAGUUGCCAAUCUUGAAUUUUAGUCCCCAGCAGGUAGCGGGGGUAUGCGAGACUUUGGAAGAGAGCGGAGACAUCGAGCGUCUCGGCCGAUUCCUUUGGUCGCUGCCCGUCGCGCCAGCCGCCUGCGAGGUGCUGAACAGAAAUGAGUCUGUGCUGCGAGCUCGGGCCAUCGUAGCCUUCCACACUGGGAAUUUCCGUGAGCUUUACCACAUUCUGGAGAACCACAAGUUCACCAAAGAGUCUCACUCCAAACUGCAAGCACUUUGGCUGGAGUCACACUACCAGGAAGCGGAGAAGCUCCGAGGCCGCCCGCUAGGGCCAGUGGACAAAUACCGGGUACGGAAGAAGUUCCCUCUGCCUAAAACUAUUUGGGAUGGAGAACAAAAGACGCACUGCUUUAAAGAAAGAACCCGGCAUUUACUUCGAGAAUGGUACCUUCAGGACCCUUAUCCGAACCCAAGUAAAAAGAGAGAGCUUGCACAAGCUACGGGACUCACUCCCACUCAAGUGGGGAAUUGGUUUAAAAAUCGAAGACAAAGGGACAGAGCCGCGGCCGCUAAAAACAGGUUACAACAGCAGGUGUUAUCUAAUGGCUCGGUUCGGUCCUUAACUGGAGAGGAUGGUGCUGUAGACCGACUGGGGAACGCGUCGAGCCCUGAAGCGAGCCUGUCGAGCAAAGCCGCUGCGUCGGCCAUCUCCAUCACUUCAAGUGACAGCGAAUGUGACAUCUAACAUCGCACCACGAACCGCCCCGCGGGCUAUACGGGAAGACUAUGAGAAAAUUAACACAUACGAAGGAAAUCGAGACAGACAAUCAGCAAGAUAAACAAGCACAUUAGUGCCUGCCUUAACGUAUCAGAGGCCGUGUUUUUAUUUUAUUUUAUUUUUUAUUUGGAGGUUGUUAUACCAGCCCGGAAUCUUGGGAUUCAUGGAAUGCUUUAUCUUUAAAAUGUAUUUAUCUUUUUGUGACAGCAAAGUGGGGGCAAACAUGAACAAAAAUGACAUUAGAGGGAAAAAUACUAUCUGUAUUAAAACUACUUUUGUAAACAAAUCGACUGCCUCAAGCAAACAGGUCCGACGGAAAUGAUAUUCACACUUUUUGUUAAUUUUGAAAAGGACUUCAUGGUGAAACAUUUUACCUCCCAGGUUUUCUAAGGUGUUUACGCAUUAAAUUGUUGCUCUUAUAGAA